AUCGACAUCAGUUCAGAUUUAGCAGCUCGUACUGUCCAUAAAGCGCAGUCAAUUCACGCUCGUAGCAAACAGUCGCGCGAUCAACGAGAUUGCGCAGUAUUCGAUGAUGCGCAGAAUAUAGUACUUAAAGAACUGCUGCCAUUCUGGGCUGGGUUUACACGACGCUAUGAUGCUCAUUCUGCUGAACAAGAAGCCGAAAAACUACCACGUAAGUAGUCUUUGCUGGGUUGCUGGUGUUCAACGUUUAGGAGUGUUAACACUUGUUAGAGCAAAGAAAUUAAAUUGUAUCUCACAAUUUUAUUUUUUGGAUCAAACCCUCCCAAAAACGACGCCAUAAUGAAACACAAUAGUGCAGGGGUGGAAACACAAUGGAAUUCCCUAUAGGUAAAUUUGAAAGGGGUUCAAACACAAUCGUGAAAACAAUAUAUUCAAGAUGGCGUCCUUAACCUUGGAAGGGCCUGUUAAAGUCGACGUGUUUUUCUCAAAUAAUUUUCUCGUUUUGGUAUUUUUCACUAGCUACACGUCGUCAAUUGACAGUAAAAAGACGUUACUCUGCGUUCAAGAAAUUUCCCCUCAAGAAACGGCCAGUCAGUCUACAGAGCGUUCUGCCAAGCAUUGGCGACUCAAAGAGGGAACUAAAUUAUUCCCUGGCUCAAGGCUUAGCCUGGAAGGUAAGUUGUUUAAUGUGGUUUAUAAAAUAUCACUACACUAAUCAGCCGUGUCCCUCGAUAGCAUUUAGCAUGACAAAAAUUCCAGUACUCAGCAAGAGUACUCAGUCAGGGUCGCCGAGAGGGGGGGGGACAGGGGGGGGGAAUUGCCCCGGGCCCGCAGGUUGUUUUCCGAAAAAAAAUUUUCCGGAAAAGAAUUUUGAAAUAGUGGCCCCUAAAAAAAAUUGCCCCGGGCCCCCGCCAACCUCUCGGCGGCCCUGUACUCAGUAGUCGGAAUGUUGCAUUGUCUUCUCAUUGUUUUGAAAAUCCCACUAUUUUCUACAUGGCGUAUUUGUGAUGUUAAUUCAAGGCCCAAUGUCUUAACGCAAGCUAACAUCGGCUCUGCUUUAUUUUUUAGGAAAGUCUUUCAGAGGAAUCAGGAAGUAUUUAUUCAGUGAAUGCGAGAAGCAGCGGAGACAAUUCUCGUGCAAGCCGUCUUUUGUAA
Paramuricea clavata is the source of this 1152-nucleotide messenger RNA. Lineage: Eukaryota; Metazoa; Cnidaria; Anthozoa; Malacalcyonacea; Plexauridae. The record is from the annotation of a GenBank genome assembly.